This is a messenger RNA of Leptonychotes weddellii (Weddell seal), 4550 nucleotides long. NCBI's taxonomy places the organism in Eukaryota, Metazoa, Chordata, Mammalia, Carnivora, Phocidae. The record is from RefSeq and is a predicted model, not a curated record.
AUGUGCAUGCGUGUUCAUGGCCACCUGGAACACAGCAGUGCUGGGGUCGCGCUUCGAGGAAAGCACCCUGGCCGCGUCCUGCGAGACCAGCGGAGGCUGAUCCUCAGCUUGCUCUGCCCUCCCUUGCCCUCCGCUCCCCCUCCGGCGGAUGACUCAGCCAGGGGCGGCGCCUGGGCUCCCCUCCUCCCCGACCCGCACUCCGAGGCUGGGCCGGGCGCACGCACUCCGCCUUUCCUCCCCGCAGGGAGGGCCCGACGGUCCGGAAAGAAGGAACUCUCAGCCACCAAGAAAGACCGCGUGAACCAUUGUCUGACAAUAUGUGAAAACAUAGUGGCACAGUCACUCAGAAAUUCUCCAGAAUUUCAGAAACUUCUGGGCAUCGCGAUGGAACUUUUUCUGCUGUGCAGUGAUGAUGCAGAGUCGGAUGUCCGGAUGGUGGCUGACGAGUGCCUCAACAGAGUCAUAAAAGCCCUGAUGGACUCCAAUCUUCCGAGGCUACAGUUAGAACUCUAUAAGGAAAUCAAAAAGAACGGUGCUCCCCGGAGCCUGCGCGCCGCCUUGUGGAGGUUUGCUGAACUGGCUCACCUGGUCCGGCCUCAGAAGUGCAGGCCUUACUUGGUAAACCUUUUGCCUUGCCUGACUCGAAUAAGCAAGAGACCUGAGGAAUCUGUUCAGGAGACCUUGGCUGCAGCUGUACCCAAAAUUAUGGCUUCUUUUGGCAAUUUUGCAAAUGACAAUGAAGUUAAGGUUCUCUUAAAGGCUUUCAUAGCAAAUCUGAAGUCAAGCUCCCCAACCAUUCGGCGGACGGCGGCUGGCUCAGCGGUGAGCAUAUGCCAGCACUCGAGAAGGACGCAGUAUUUUUAUAGCUGGCUACUAAAUGUGCUCUUAGGUUUGCUGGUCCCUGUUGAGGGUGAACAUUCUACCCUCCUGAUUCUUGGAGUGCUGCUCACACUGAGAUACCUGGUGCCCUUGUUGCAGCAGCAGGUCGAGGACACGAGCCUGAAAGGCAGCUUUGGGGUGACACGGAAAGAACUGGAAGUCUCCCCGUCGACAGAGCAGCUUAUCCAGGUAGGAGCCACGUGCUUUGCCCUGGUGCCUGUACAUAAAUGCGGCAGCAUUGUGGAGCUGCUAGCUGGAGGGGGUUCUUCAUGCAGCCCUGUCCUUUCAAGAAAACAAAAAGGGAAAGUGCUCUUCGGAGAAGCAGCGGCCUUGGAGGAUGACUCCGAGUCCAGGUCGGAGGGCAGCAGCCCCGCCUUCACAGCCUCAGUCAAGGGUGAGAUUGGUGGCGAGCUGGCUGCCUCUUCCGGGGUCUCCACUCCUGGCUCUGCCAGUUCAGCCACUGACUCCGUGGGCCACGACAUCAUCACUGAGCAGCCCCGGUCACAGCACACGCUACAGCCAGACUCGGUGGAUCUGACCGGCUGUGACCUGGCGAGCGCUGCCACCGACGGGGAUGAGGAGGACAUCCUGAGCCACAGCUCCAGCCAGAUCAGUGCCGUCCCGUCUGACCCGGCCAUGGACCUGAACGAUGGCACCCAGGCCUCCUCCCCAGUCAGCGACAGCUCCCAGACCACCACCGAGGGGCCUGAUUCGGCUGUGACCCCUUCAGACAGUUCUGAAAUUGUGUUAGAUGGUGCCGACAGCCAGUAUUCGGGGAUGCAGAUCGGACAGCCACAGGACGAGGAUGAGGAAGCCACGGGCAUUCUUCCGGAUGAAGACGUAGAUGCUUUCAGAAGCUCUUCAGUUGCCCUGCAGCAAGCACAUUUAUUGAAAAGUAUGGGCCACAGCAGGCAGCCCUCUGACAGCAGUAUAGAUAAAUUUGUCUCCAGAGAUGAAGCUGCCGAACCAGGAGAUCAAGAAAACAAGCCUUGCCGGAUCAAAGGUGACAUAGGACAGUCUACCGAUGACGAUUCUGUUCCUCUUGUCCAUUGUGUCCGCCUUCUAUCUGCUUCAUUUUUGCUGACUGGGGAAAAAAAUGUGCUGGUUCCGGACAGGGACGUGAGGGUCAGUGUGAAGGCGCUGGCACUCAGCUGUGUGGGGGCCGCUGUGGCCCUUCAUCCUGAGUCUUUCUUCAGCAAACUUUAUAAAGUACCUCUUGACACCAUGGAGUACCCUGAGGAGCAGUAUGUGUCAGACAUCCUGAACUACAUCGAUCACGGAGACCCCCAGGUCAGAGGAGCCACGGCCGUUCUCUGUGGGACCCUCAUCUCCUCCAUCCUCAGCAGGUCCCGCUUCCAAGUGGGAGACUGGAUGAGCACUAUCAGGGCCCUGACAGGAAAUACAUUUUCUCUGGCGGACUGCAUUCCUUUGCUGCAGAAAACUUUGAAGGAUGAAUCUUCUGUGACUUGCAAGUUGGCUUGUACAGCUGCGAGGCACUGUGUCAUGAGUCUCUGCAGCAGUAGCUAUAGCGAAUUGGGAUUGCAGCUGAUCACCGACAUGCUGACCUUGAGGGAUAGUUCCUACUGGCUGGUGAGGACAGAGCUUUUGGAAACUCUUGCAGAGAUUGACUUUAGGUUGGUGAGCUUUUUGGAGGCAAAAGCAGAAAACCUGCACAGAGGGGCGCAUCAUUACACAGGGCUUUUAAAACUGCAAGAACGAGUGCUGCAUGAUGUCGUCAUCUAUCUGCUCGGGGACGAGGACCCCAGGGUGCGGCACGUUGCCGCAGCAGCUUUGAUGAGGCUUGUCCCAAAGCUGUUCUACAAGUGCGACCAAGGACAAGCUGACCCUGUCGUGGCUGUGGCGAGAGAUCAAAGCAGUGUUUACCUGAAGCUCCUCAUGCACGAGACGCAGCCUCCAUCUCACUUCUCCGUCAGCACCAUCACCAGAAUAUACAGAGGCUAUAACUUACUGCCGAGCAUGACGGACGUCACUGUGGAAAACAACCUCUCCAGAGUCAUCGCGGCAGUUUCCCGUGAACUGGUCACGUCCACCACGCGCGCGCUCACAUUUGGAUGCUGCGAAGCUCUGUGUCUCCUUUCAACCACCUUUCCCGUCUGCAUUUGGAGUUUAGGUUGGCAUUGUGGGGUGCCCCCACUGAGCACUUCCGAUGAAUCGAGAAAGAGCUGUACUGUUGGCAUGGCCACAAUGAUCCUCACCUUGCUCUCAUCAGCUUGGUUCCCGCUGGAUCUCUCAGCCCAUCAGGAUGCUUUGGUUUUAGCCGGAAACUUGCUUGCAGCCAGUGCCCCCAAAUCUCUGAGAAGUUCCUGGACCUCCGAAGAAGAGGCCAACCCAACAGCUGCCAAGCAGGAAGAGGUCUGGCCAGCUCUGGGUGACCGGACCCUGGUGCCCAUGGUGGAACAGCUCUUCUCCCACCUGCUGAAGGUGAUUAAUAUCUGUGCUCACGUCUUGGACGAUGUGGCUCCGGGACCAGCAAUGAAGGCAGCCUUGCCAUCUCUGACAAACCCUCCUUCUUUAAGUCCCAUCCGACGAAAGGGAAAGGAGAAAGAACCCGGAGAGCCGGCCUCUGUGCCCUUGAGCCCCAAGAAAGGCAGUGAAGCCAGUCCAGCCUCUCGACAAUCUGAUGCCCCAGGGCCUGUUACAGCAAAUAAGUCCUCGUCGCUGGGGAGUUUCUGUCACCUUCCUUCGUACCUCAAAUUGCAUGACGUCCUGAAAGCUACUCACGCCAACUACAAGGUUACCUUGGAUCUUCAGAACAGCACUGAAAAGUUUGGGGGCUUUCUGCGCUCUGCCUUGGAUGUCCUCUCUCAGAUCCUAGAGCUGGCGACGCUGCAGGACAUCGGGAAGUGUGUUGAGGAGAUCCUAGGGUAUCUGAAAUCCUGUUUCAGUCGGGAACCAGUGAUGGCAACUGUUUGCGUUCAGCAGCUGUUGAAGACUCUCUUUGGGACAAACUUGGCCUCCCAGUUUGAUGGCUUAUCCUCCAACCCCAGCAAGUCUCAAGGCCGAGCGCAGCGUCUGGGCUCCUCCAGUGUGAGGCCAGGCUUGUACCACUACUGCUUCAUGGCUCCGUACACCCACUUCACCCAGGCCUUAGCCGACGCCAGCCUGAGGAACAUGGUGCAGGCGGAGCAGGACCACGACACUUCAGGGUGGUUUGACGUGCUUCAGAAGGUGUCCACCCAGCUGAAGACCAACCUCACGAGCGCCACAAAGAACCGCGCGGAUAAGAAUGCUAUUCAUAAUCACAUUCGCUUGUUCGAGCCUCUGGUUAUUAAAGCUUUGAAACAGUACACAACCACCACAUCCGUGCAGCUGCAGAGGCAGGUCCUGGACUUGCUGGCCCAGCUGGUGCAGUUACGGGUCAAUUACUGUCUUCUGGACUCGGACCAGGUGUUUAUUGGAUUUGUGCUGAAGCAGUUUGAAUACAUUGAAGUAGGCCAGUUCAGGUAAUGGCAUUUUGUUCUUUUAGAUUUUUUGUCCUUAUUACGCACUGACAUGUGAUUUUAGAUUAUUAAGAUGAACAUUUACUUUAAAGGAUUGUUAACACAUUUUUGCUAGAUAUUUUAAGUGGAACUCUGAUUAACACACUGUAUGUUUUUAUUUCUCUUAAAAAUGUGUUUCAAGACUUGUUUAGAAAUAGUCCUGCAUCUGGA